Molecule: messenger RNA, 1434 nt
Organism: Trichobilharzia regenti
Lineage: Eukaryota; Metazoa; Platyhelminthes; Trematoda; Strigeidida; Schistosomatidae
Source: the annotation of a GenBank genome assembly
AUGUUAUAUCCAUUAUCGUUUUCACGAAAUUUACUCAAGAAUAUGGAAACAUUAGGUCCCAAAUAUUAUGGAAUUUUGUGUGGAAUAUUGGUUAUUUUUAGUCUUAUGCGUAAUAUUGUUGAAUGUCAAAUGGUUCCAACCGAUGAACCAAAAACGAGUGAAUCUUCGGUGAAUGACAAUGCAAAGACUACUUCUACUGGUCCAACAUUGGCAAUGAGUUUGGGAUUUGGAUUUCUUUGUGUAACACUAGUCAAUUUAAGCGCCUUACUUGGAGUCAUAUUUACCCUUCUCAAAAAAUAUCGUUUUUUUCCUACACUACUUUCAUUUAUGGUUGCUACUGCUGUCGGCUCUUUAUUGUCAACUUCCAUAAUUGUACUUGUACCUGAGGCAUUGGAACUUGUUGGCAAUGCGAAUGAAAAUCAUGCUUUGGGUACCAACUGGUAUUUGCCUAAAGCGAUAUCUGUAUGCGCUGGUGUUUUAUUUUUCUACAUUUUGGAAUAUAUGCUCCGUCUUCUUCCAAGUUGUUUCCAGGGUAAACAAUCAAAAUCUAACAAUCAAAAUGGUGUUGAUAUGGAGCAUAUUCAUGACCAUCAUAAUCAUCAUCAUCACCAUAAUAAUUAUGGUUCAUAUAAUCAUAGGAAAACUCCAACAGUAAUAGCUGUCGAAUGUGCUGGUGAAGACGGUGAUAAAGAUGUUCCUACACCGAAUCAUCAUCAUAAUCAAGUGAAAUCGAAGAAUAAGUUAGAAAAAGUAGGCGAUAUUAUAAGUGUACAUUGUGAAACAUCGAAUGAAGGCGAGAUGAAUCAUUUGCCUACAUAUGAUGAACUUUCUACAGAUCUUAGUAAUAAACCAGUUAACGGUGAAGGAUUAAAUCUAGACUCAGCGAUUGACUUGUCAUUGCACACAAAGAAAGAGGAUAAAACUUGGGCACAAAGAAUACGUGAACUAGAACCAGUUGGUUGGAUGAUAUUCAUUGGAGAUGGUGCACAUAAUUUUAUGGAUGGAUUAUCUAUAGGUGUUGGAUUUUCACAAAGUAUUGGCCUGGGUAUAAGUUUAACACUAGCUGUGUUAUGUGAAGAAAUUCCACAUGAAUUAGGUGAUAUUGCUGUACUUUUACGUUGUGGUUUAACUGUACCAUUGGCUAUGGCAUUCAAUUUCGCUUCUGCAUGUACAGCCUAUAUUGGAUUUUUUAUUGGUAUAUCUGUUGGUGAAUUGUCUGAUGUAGCACCAUAUGUGUUUGCUGUGACUGCUGGAUUCUUCUUGUACAUUGCACUUGCAGAUAUGCUUCCAGAAAUGCGCGCAAUGGAAGAUGCUAAAAAAGCGGAAAGUGGCAGUGGUUGGGGAAUAUUCCUUACUAAUCUACUCGGUUUACUAUUUGGUUUUGGAUGUAUUGUUACAAUAACAUUCACUAGCCAGUAUAUUAAUAUUGGAUAA